Mangifera indica (mango) is the source of this 1042-nucleotide messenger RNA. RefSeq names its product cell division control protein 2 homolog A-like. Gene Ontology annotation, cellular component: cytoplasm; nucleus; cyclin-dependent protein kinase holoenzyme complex. NCBI's taxonomy places the organism in Eukaryota, Viridiplantae, Streptophyta, Magnoliopsida, Sapindales, Anacardiaceae. The coding region runs from base 1 to 657 and encodes 218 amino acids. Gene Ontology annotation, molecular function: cyclin binding; cyclin-dependent protein serine/threonine kinase activity; ATP binding. The record is from RefSeq and is a predicted model, not a curated record. Gene Ontology annotation, biological process: signal transduction; regulation of meiotic cell cycle; G1/S transition of mitotic cell cycle. The transcript has 9 exons.
AUGUCAAGGAGAAAAGCAGAUGACAAUCUAAAGAUUCUUCACUCAGUACUUUUUGGGAAGAAAACAAAGGCACAUGCCCUAAAGAAAAAUAUUGGCCAGUUUUCAGGAUAUGUAUGGGCUGAGAAUGAGACAUUCCUAUACCAGAUUCUCCGUGGCAUUGCCUACUGCCAUUCUCAUAGGGUUCUUCAUCGGGAUUUGAAACCACAAAAUUUGCUGAUAGAUCGCCGUACAAAUGCAUUAAAGCUUGCAGAUUUUGGGCUGGCCAGAGCAUUUGGUAUACCUGCACAGCAGUACAUUAAGGACACUCUAGCUGUCUUGUAUUUCUACAGGUCUGAGCGGAGAUUUGUUGUGACACUGUGGUACAGAGCACCUGAAAUACUGCUAGGAUCUCGUCAUUACUCUACUCCAGUUGAUGUGUGGUCGGUGGGAUGUAUAUUUGCUGAGAUGGUGAACCAACGGCCGUUAUUUCCUGGAGAUUCUGAGAUUGAUGAAUUAUUCAAGAUCUUCAGGGUCUUGGGAACCCCAAAAGAGGAUAUAUGGCCUGGAGUGACUUCGUUACCUGAUUUUAAAUCUGCCUUUCCUAAGUGGACUGCCAAGGAUUUGGCAAGUGUAGUUCAAAACCUUGAGCCAGCUGGUGUUGAUCUUCUUUCUUGCUAAACCAUCUCUACAGUCUGGUGGGGUUGCAAAACAGGCUCUUUACUCUAUAGCCCAGUGUGUAGCUGUACUCUGCCUGGCUGCUGGUGAUCACAAAUGCUCAACAACAGUGCAAAUCUUAAUGAUCUACUGCAAAAUAAUAUUGAUCUUAAUGUUGAGAAACAUGUCAUGGACAUUUUCUUUUUUUAUUAAAUGUUUACCUGCUGCUUUCUGCUGUUGCUACCAUUUUUGCUACUGCUUUCUGCUGUUGCUACCAUUUUUGCUACUGUUGGAGGUAUAAAGUGUCUGUUAAGAAUAUUAUCUUCUUUCUUCUAGACACCUGAGUGUUGCGAAUUAUGUUUAGACAAAUUUGGUAACUUGAAUUAAAUAAUUGUCUCUCUUCGCUUAA